CGAAGUAUUGUCGCGCUGAGUUUAUUAUCAUUCAUGUAGCGCACUGUUCAAAUCACCUUGUAUUGUUUCCCGUGCGGUAAUAAUUGUUACCUCUUGGCUCCACUGUUAGGUGUAAGUAAAUUAUGAGCUCCUACUUAGGGGCAAGCUCUCUUUUGUCUCAUGUUGAUAUGGCAGCGUCCAGAGCCCCACAUCAAUGAGGUAUUUCCAGUUAAUUGUUUCAACAAAUUACCGGUAAACUUCUUGGCCAUCUUAAAGACUUUCUGGUUUUGGGAGUUAUAUUCCCAUAAUUUAAGGUCGUAAUGAUUUGGUUCAAUGAAUAAAAAAUUAGCUGAACUCGACGAAGUUUACAAACUGGGCCAAAUAUUGUCACGAAUAUUCACUGUUAACUGCUUCUGUCUCUCCAACUGCAUAUAGAAAUGGAGACUUUUGCAUCAUACAUUUCAGAAAGGCUGGGUACGGAUGUUGUGGCUGUUCGUCUACUUUUAUCCAUGUUCAUGGGUUAUCCUAUCGCUUUUGUAUACAACAUGAAGGCAAGCUCGUGGAAAAUUUCCUAUCGACAUCUUUACUUGUUUACCUGUGGUGUCCUUUUGUUCCUGUGGAAUUUUGGUUUUGAUAUUGUGCAUAUGUUUGUUGGGAUUUUCGCGACACUGUUUGUUAAUUAUUUGUUUAUGCACUCGAGAACUGCCGUCACCUUUGCUUUCGUGUUCAAUAUGGGAUAUUUAAUUAUCGGCUCUCAUAUAUGUAACCGAGGUACCUAUGAUAUAAAUUGGACAACACCGUAUUGUGUUCUUUGUUUGCGAAUGAUUGGACUAUCAUGGGAUUUGUAUGAUGCAUCUAAAACAGAAAGUCAACGUUCGGUUUCUCAAAGAAAGUCAGCUUUAUCUAGAUUUCCUGGAGUAUUGGAGACAUUAGCUUUUUCUUUUACUCCGACAGCUUUUCUUACUGGACCCCAAUUUCCCAUGCGACAUUUCCAAGCAUUCAUUGAUGGAUCAUUAAGGCCAGUAGUCCACUUAAGAAAGAGCACAUUUAAACACCGUUUAAUCUAUAAUGCCAAGUUCCAUCGGACAUUGAAUCGCUUGGUAUUGGGAUAUUUUGGCGUAAUUGUUUUAUCGAAAUGGUUCGCAAUGUACCCUGCCGAUAAAAUGUUAACUGAUGAGUUUCAAUAUGAAUGGAGUUUCUUUUCACGUCUGCUUUACAUGAUGAUAUUUGGACAGUUAACGUUAUUACGUUAUGUAUCAAUCUGGCUAAUAGCUGAAGGUUCUUGUGUUUUAAUUGGGCUUGGAUGUACUGGUUUUGUUCAUAUUAGAUCUAAAGGAUCUAUUCAACUUCCCGAUUUUAUAACAAAUAAGGAUUCUGACACGCUUACACGUGACGGUCCUGUUUUAAAACGUCGGGAUUCUGCUGUGGAUUGGUCUCUUGUAGAAAACUAUAUCAAAUCCCAUGCAGAACUUUAUGAUCCUGCACAAAUGAUAGUACGUGAAGCUCCUCAUACAGCCUGUGCAAAUAUAUCUUUAAAACGAUAUAUUUUCGCAACAAAUACUGACGAUCUUGUCGCUGGUUUCAACAUCAAUACCAACAGAUGGCUUUUAGAUUAUGUUUAUAAACGCUUACGUUUCUUGGGCAAUAAAAAUUUAUCUCAAAUAAUAUCAUUAUUAUUUUUGGCACUUUGGCAUGGCACAUACAGUGGCUAUUAUGUCAAUUUUGGAAUAGAAUUAUUGGUAGUGACAGUUGAAAAAGAUUUUUUAUCCAUACUGAAGAAUUCAAAAUACAAUCAUUUCUUUUAUAAAACGUUUACUGGACGUGUAAUCAGCAGUGUAUGUGGCAAACUUCAUAUUUAUUUUAUUCUGUCCAGUUCGAUGGUAGCGUUUUAUUUGUUAAAAUUUCAUCUAUGGUUCCCUGCAUUGAAAUCAAUUUAUUUCAUUGGUUUAUGGUAUGUAUUUUGGCCAUUAAUAAGACCAACUGUCAAAUAUCUACUACCACCAUUACCGAAAUCUCAAUCAGAAAAGUCAUCUCAACUUUCAACAACAAUGAAUGGUGACGUCACUUCCGUCAUUGAUCAGUUAUCAUCAAGAAAACAACAGUGAUACGAUAGCAUAAUAUAAUUGUAUUUAUUUCCUUACCGUGUUCAUUCAAAUAUGUUAAAUAUAUACAUAUAUGUGUACGUAUCUAUGUGAAUACGAAGAUCGAGAAAACAUGAAACUGUGACUUUAUUAUUGUUGACCUGUUGUGCCUUUCUUCUAUCAUGAGUAAAUUAAGAUGACAAAUAAAUAAUAAUGACUCGUUCAUAUUGUACGAUACUAUAUGAAUUUAUAUGUGUUAGUGUACUGUUCAUCCUAUUAUUUCUCUUCAAUUUACUCACUAAAUGGAUAGAUUGAGCACAUUUAUCUUUAAAUUGUUCAGCAAAGAUUUUUUAAAUAAUUAACAACAAUCCAUAUCAUUUUUAACAUUUCAAUUUUUAUUUUUCUUAUAUCCGACUAGAUUUUUUCCAUGUGUUUUUCAUUAAGACUAAUUGUCUAUAUUAUUAUAACUAUUGCUGUUAUUAUCAUUGUUAUCUGUUAAAUUUCUUUUUCCUUGAUGAGAUGGAUAUGAUUUACUUUGAAACAACUUGUAACAGACAAUGAAUAGCUUGAAUAAUCAAUCUAUACUGUGGCAGUACUUUUAAGUAUUUUUGCUUCUAUUAUUAUUAUUAUUAUUAUCUUUCUUUCUGCUAUAUAUUUUAGUUUUUAUCUAAGCCUACACUAUGUACUUCUACUUUUCUAUGUAUUUUAUCUUGUUAUUGGGAAUCAUCAAAUUGUUAAUUAGUGUUUUCCUCAAUUCCUUGUCAUUUUAUUUCUUCCACUUUGUGUCUCUUUCUGUUAUUUUAUUUUUAUCAUUAGCAGAUCUACCUCUAAAUCUACACUUAUUCAUUUUUUUCUAUUGCAAUGUGAUAUUUUUUAAGAAAACAGUAUCUCUGGCUACCAGUACUAAUCAUAUAAAUCAACUUCACGAGUGUAUAGCAAAUUUUUAAUCGAGCGAUGCCUUAUAUAUAUAUAUAUAUAUAUAU
Schistosoma mattheei is the source of this 3043-nucleotide messenger RNA. The record is from the annotation of a GenBank genome assembly. NCBI's taxonomy places the organism in Eukaryota, Metazoa, Platyhelminthes, Trematoda, Strigeidida, Schistosomatidae.